GACGGACUGGUCGCAGACAGGCCGCACCACGCGAUCCCGGAUAUGAUGGUGCCGGCUGGUGGAGGAGAAGGAAGUGCUAGUACUAUGGCGACGACAUCACAUGAAAGUGCCCCAUCGGAAGGAGUAGAUCAGGGAACAACAGGAGAGGAGACUAAACAGCCCUACACCUUUGCCGACAUGAUACAG
Amoebophrya sp. A120 is the source of this 186-nucleotide messenger RNA. NCBI's taxonomy places the organism in Eukaryota, Dinophyceae, Syndiniales, Amoebophryaceae. The record is from the annotation of a GenBank genome assembly.